Rosa chinensis is the source of this 5303-nucleotide messenger RNA. RefSeq names its product disease resistance protein RPV1. Gene Ontology annotation, biological process: signal transduction; defense response. The record is from RefSeq and is a predicted model, not a curated record. The coding region runs from base 92 to 3565 and encodes 1157 amino acids. NCBI's taxonomy places the organism in Eukaryota, Viridiplantae, Streptophyta, Magnoliopsida, Rosales, Rosaceae. Gene Ontology annotation, molecular function: protein binding; ADP binding. The transcript is spliced from 7 exons.
UUGGAAAAGUCAACUGCUGGGGGUUGACCCAGCCUUCCUUUUAAUCAGAGCGGUGCCAGUUUUUGCAGGUCUUCACUUGCAAAAUAUAGAAAUGGCUAAAAGGAAAGCUCAAGAAGCUUUGUCUCCAUCUUCGUCUUCUUCUUCUUCAAAAUCAAGACAUUGGAUGUAUGACGUGUUCCUGAGCUUCAGAGGCAAAGACACACGCAACAGCUUCACGGGCCACCUCUACGCGGCACUGAAACAGGCCGGAGUCAACGCCUUCAUUGACGACAACGAACUCAGAAGAGGGGAAGACAUAGCAGCCGAACUGGUGCGGGCAAUCCAAGGGUCGAGAAUCGCUGUGAUCGUCUUCUCGAAGAGGUAUGGGGAUUCGGGUUGGUGUCUGGAGGAGUUGGUGAAGAUUAUGGAGUGCAGAAGAACACUGAGGCAGAUGGUUUUCCCUAUUUUCUUUGACGUUGAUCCUUCCAGUGUGAGAAGACAAACUGGUAGUUUCGCAGAGGCGUUUCAGAAACAUGAAGAGCGUUAUAUGGAAAAGGCACUCAAGUGGAGAGCUGCUCUUACUGAAGCCGCAAAUUUGUCUGGCUGGGAUCUGAGUAACACUGCAGAUGGGCAUGAAGCAAAGUUUAUCACCAAAAUUGUUGCGGAGAUUACUAGACACUUGAACAACACACACCUAUUUGAAGCUGUCUACCCGGUUGGAAUCGAUUCUCGGGUAAAAGAUAUGAGUAAGCAUUUAGGUGCUGGACUAGAUGAUGUUCGUAUGGUUGGAAUUUGGGGGAUGGGUGGAAUAGGGAAAACAACUAUUGCCAAAGCCGUAUAUAACAAAUUUUGUGAUAGCUUUGAAGGUAGUAGUUUCCUGGCAAACGUUAGGGAAACUACAAAACAACCAAAUGGUCUUGUUCGUUUGCAAGAACAGCUUCUUUGUGAUAUCUUGAAAACAACCAAGAUAAAGGUUGGUAGUGUUGAUAGAGGGAUCAAUCUGAUAAAAGAUAGACUUCGAUGUAGAAGGGUACUUGUUAUAAUUGAUGAUAUAGAUCAACUGGACCAGCAAUAUGCAAUAGCUGGAAACAGUGACUGGUUUGGUUUAGGAAGUAGACUUGUUAUCACAACCCGAGAUGAACGUUUGCUAAAUCAACUUGGAGUGGAUUCAAUAUAUCCGGCUCCAGAAAUGAAUGAAACAGAGGCUCUUGAACUCUUUAGCUGGCAUGCCUUCAGAAAUAGUCAUCCUGAUAAAGAAUAUUCUGAACUUUCAAGUAGUAUAGUUGCUUGCUAUGGAGGCUUGCCACUAGCUCUUGAAGUUUUAGGAUCUUUUCUGUUUGGAAGAAGCAUGGCCCAGUGGAAAAGUGCAUUGGAGAAAUGGAAGACAAUUCCUCAUGGCCAAAUUCAGGAAAAGCUCAGAGUAAGCUUUGACGGCCUAAACGAUGAGACAGAGAAGAAUAUAUUUCUUGAUAUAUCUUGUUUCUUUAUAGGAAUGGACAAGAACUAUGUCAAACAAAUAUUGGAUGGUUGUGGUUUUUUUGCAGAAAUAGGAAUCAGCGUCCUCCUUGAGCGACGCCUUGUAACUGUAUGUGAAAAGAACAAGCUGAUGAUGCAUGAUUUGCUUCGAGACAUGGGCAGAGAAAUUGUUCGUGCAAAAUCCCCUGGUGACCCUGGAAAGUGUAGUAGAUUGUGGCAUCCUAAAGAUGUUACAGAUGUAUUGACAGAACAUUCUGGAACUGAAGAAAUUCAAGGGCUCACUCUAAGUUUGCUAGGAUCCGAUAAGACUAGUUUCAGUACACAAGCAUUUGCAAAUAUGAAGAGAUUAAGAUUGCUCCAACUCAAAUUCGUGCAGCUCAGUGGAGGCUUUGAGCAUCUUUCUAACAAGUUAAGGUGGCUGUGCUGGCAUGGGUUCCCUCAUAAGUUCCUACCGAACAACUUUAAUCUAAAUGUAGUUGCUAUUGACCUGAAAUAUAGCAAACUUGUACAAGUUUGGGUGAAAUCUCGGAUGCUUAAGAAGCUGAAGAUUCUAAAUCUCAGUCAUUCCCAUUACCUGAGACAAUCACCAGACUUUUCAAAACUUCCGAACCUCGAGAAGUUGAUACUCAAAGGCUGUAAGAGUUUGUCUGAGGUUCACCAGUCCAUUGGAGAUCUUGAAGGACUUGCUUUGGUAAAUCUUCAAGACUGUAAGAUGCUCAGGGAGCUCCCAGUAACUUUCUCCAAGUUGAAAGCUAUUGAAACUCUUAUUCUUUCUGGCUGUGCAAAAUUUGAAAAGUUGACUAAGGACUUAGGUGAGAUGGUAUCCUUGAGAACUCUGCUAGCAGAUGACACAGCCAUAAGAGAAAUACCAUCUUCCAUAACACAGUUGAAAAACCUUGAAUAUUUAUAUCUAUGUGGCCUGAAACAGCCACCAUCUAAAUGGUUUGUGACUAGCUUCUGGUCUCAUCUGUUGCCAAGAAGAUGUGUAAAAUUUCCUCCAUCCUUAUCAGGUUUAUAUGCUUUAAAAGAAUUGUAUGUUAGAGACUGCAAUUUAACUGACAGUUCAAUUCCUAAGGAUAUUGGGAGUCUAUCUUCUUUGGAAGAAUUGGAUCUUGGAGGAAACUGUUUUGGUAGCCUUCCAUGUCUCGGUGGUCUUUGCAAGCUUCAAGAUCUCACAUUGGAUAGUUGCAAUUUAACUGAAGCAGCAAUUGAAGCUACGAAUCUUUGGAGUCUACCAUCUCUAGAUUAUUUGGAUCUAAGUUGCAAUAGUUUUCGUAGCCUUCCCAGCCUCAGAGGACUUUCCGAGCUAUUCACUCUAAUUUUGGAUAAUUGCACAAGUCUCUAUGCAAUCCCAGAAUUACCAAUAAAUUUGGCCGUGCUGAAAGCAGAUGGUUGCACUGCACUGGAAAGAAUGCCAGAUUUUUCAGAAAUGUCGAGCUUGUGUCGGUUGAAUCUCAGAGAUUCUUCCAAGCUAAUUGAGAUUCCCGGCUUGGAUAAGCCAUCCAAGUCCAUGCUACAGAUUCGAAUGGAAGGGUGCACAAAUAUCAGUGAAACUGUUAGGGAGAGCAUACUACUACAGGGGUGGAGUUAUGCUAGCAACUUUGGUGGCAUUUAUCUCCCAGGAAAUGACAUUCCUGAGUGGUUCACAUAUGUCGAUGAUGGUGGCCGUGUCUCUUUUCAAGUGCCUCAAAAUGUUGGCUGUGACCUAAAAGCAUUGACCGUGUGCAUCGUUUAUUCUUGUUUUCAAAACAGUCAAUCUAUGAAUUAUAUUUCCGUAGUUGUUGUAAAUCAUACCAAGCUCACUAGUUUUUUCGUCCAACCAUCGAUACCCUUGGACAUUAUUUCCAGUGGAGUUAUUUGGCAGGGACGUUUGUCAAACAAAAUGUUUAAUUUGGAAGGUGGAGACUUCGUAGAGGUUUGUGUAGCAAUUGGUUCUUGCUUCCAAGUGAAGAAAAUAGGGGUCAAUCUUGUAUUGGACGGAUUUAUCACAAUUGUGGCGCAUGAGUGUGAAUCUCUCCCAUAUGCUUAUUUUCGUCGUGACAAAAAUGAUGAGAUUUUCUCAUCCAAAAGAGGUCUUGCUGAUAAUGUGGCAGGACCAAGCCAUUAUUAGUGCCUUAAAGCUCAAAUUCAAAAGCUGCAAGGAAACUGACGCAGACAUCUGAUGAUGAGGCAACAGCUAUUAGCAAAAAACAAAAGACAAAAAGAAAAAGAGACUUGCAGGUAAAUGGCAGGCAGAAAAUUUUCUUUCUCAACCAGGAGAAGGCCUGAAGGUGGUUGUGCUUACCUUACCAGCAUAUGCUAUGGCUUUACUUUGGCCUCCCAAUGGCAUAUACUAGGAUUCGAAUAAUUUCUUCAGUUUGGUGGGCUGAUGCAAUGGGAAACAAAGAAUGCAUUGAGGUGCUUGGCUUGCCUUAACAAACCAUAAAUGGGAAGAUCAUUGUUGGGAAUGUGGAGCAUAUUGCAAAGUGAGGAAGAUAUUGUUUGCUGACCUUGCAUUAAGGGGUUGGGAAUGCGGAGACUAGAAGCAAGAGUGACACCUGGAUAACAGAAACCUACAUGUCUGUUUGGAAUUUUACAACUGCAUAGAAAUUUAACCCCUACUAUUGUGAGCCUGAUUGAUCCCUUGUCCCAGUUGUGGAAGGAUGAGUAGUUAAUACAAAGAUUGUUCAAUGCUCCAACUGCCAACUAGGUCUGCUGUCCAGACUGCUUGCUCUUGCAUUUCACAAAGCAGAUUUUCUACAAUGGGUUGUUAGGGAGGAACAGGAAGAGGCUGGAAAAUCUAAUGGCAAAAAUACUAAAAGUAUGGCAAACUCAUGUGCCACAUAAACUACAGCACUUCAGGUGGAGGUAUUGCAAAAACUUUGUGGCAGUCAAACACUCUUUCUUGAAGAGGAAUGUGGCUGUACAGAAGGUUUGCUCUUAUUGUGGUUGUGAGGAUGAAUACAUUGUGUAUUUGUUCUGCAUGUUGAAUAUGCUCGUAUUUUCUGGUUUGGCUGCCAUCUUUAACUCGACACAGCAGAUAAUUGGGGUGGAUUUGUUAGCAUGUUGACGAGGGAUUUGCAGUAGUUCUGAGCAACUAGAUUACUGGCAUCAGGGAAGGAGCUUUUUUUUUAAUCUGAUGCUUGAGGAAGUGCAGCGAGGAAGUGCAGCAUAAAUUGCAGUUUGCAGGCAGUGUCAUCUCUCCUCAUAAGGAUUUUAUCCAAAUGAUUGCAAGAAGCAACGGGAAAUGUCAUGAACCCACCACCAGUCUCUCAACUUUGACAAAUACCAGAAGAAGAUGGGUUUGAGAAGGUUAUUGUGAUGGGGCAUAGAUGGCUUCCUCUCCUAUUGGAGGUGUUAGAUGGAUUAGUUGUGAUACAAAUGAGGUGUUUCAAGGCAAGGAUUCAAGCAGGGCAGUUCCAGUGUGCUUCGAAUGUGAUGGCACGAAGGACUUCAAAGCUGCAUUGGGGCAUAACUCUCUUAUAGGUGGAGGAUCAUGGUCUUGGUGUCGAAAUCCAAAAUUAUGAUUGACCAUCUGAAUAAAUAUCCGAGGGAGAAGCUGCUGUCAAGACUUGAGGGCAUAAUUCAUGACUCUUUCUACUUGCAGGCAUCAGAUGUGUUCUGUUAGUCUCAUAUUCCAAGGGACUGUAAUAAGGUAACUACUGAUUACGGCAAUGAUCUUCAAUCACAACUUCAAGUUAGAUCUAACAAGUCGAUCAAAUUGUGAAUGUUACUGCUAAAACUGGAACCAGAAUUUGCAAAUUGCAGGGAUCAAGACUGGCCUAAAUUCAUUUAAAAUGGGUCGUUGAAAGCUUAAAAUUUGUUGAAGUAUUUUUGGUACUGAUUUGUCUUUAACUAGAAAAUUCAAG